Nezara viridula (southern green stink bug) is the source of this 846-nucleotide messenger RNA. The record is from the annotation of a GenBank genome assembly. Lineage: Eukaryota; Metazoa; Arthropoda; Insecta; Hemiptera; Pentatomidae.
AUGUCCCCUCCAUUUUACGGAGAUUUGGGGAAGAAUGCAAGAGAUGUUUUUGGAAAAGGAUACCACUUUGGACUUUUAAAAUUAGAUGUUAAAACCAAGACCCAGACUGGGGUUGAAUUCAACUCUGGCGGAGUUUCAAACCAAGAAACUGGGAAAGUGUUCGGAAAUUUAGAAACUAAGUACAAAUUUAAGGAAUAUGGAAUCACUUUUACUGAAAAAUGGAAUACUGAUAAUGUUUUGGCAACUGAAAUUGCCCUCACUGAUUUUUGUGAAGGAGCAAAGCUUUCUUGUGAUACCUCAUUUGUCCCUCAUUCGGGAGACAAAACGUUGAGGUUAAAAGCCGAAUUCAAGAAUGAUACGUGUGCUUUGAACUUAGAUUCAGACUUUAAAAAAGGAGGUCCUCUUCUCAAAGCUGGAGCAGUGCUGGGUUAUGCUGGUUGGUUGUGUGGAGCCUCAACCACGUUCGACACUUCUAAGAGUAAACUUACUCAGAACAAUUUUUCUAUGGGUUUGUCUACUAAAGAGUUCAUCCUUAAUACAAGCAUUAAUGAUGGACGUGUUUUUACUGGUUCCAUUUACCAUAAAGUAAGCCCAAAAUUAGAAACAGCUGUCCAGUUAUCAUGGGCAUCCGAUAACAAUGAUACUGAUUUUGGUAUUGGGUGCAAGUAUAACCUGGAUAACGAAUCCUCACUAAGGCUCAAAGUGAAUAACCAGAGUCAAAUUGGAAUAGGUUAUGCACAGAAGCUUAGAGAAGGUGUAACUCUCUCACUUUCUGCUCAGCUUGAUGGAAAGAACUUCAACGAGGGAGGUCAUAAGAUCGGUUUAUGCCUUGAGCUGGAGGCCUAA